AUGGUGAUGGCAGUAGUAUUUGCGGUUUUAUUGGCCACAACAAAAGGAGUUGAAAGCCGCAAGGCUUGGAGGGAGAAUGCAGAAGGAGAAUACCUUGAGUACUGCGUCAUAAGUUGCAGGGCCAAAAGUGCUUCUCUGACAGAUUUUGGAGGAGUUGGAGAUGGAACGACAUCCAACACCAAGGCUUUUCAGGAAGCAAUCACUUAUCUGAGUCAGUACGAGUCAGAAGGCGGGUCACAACUCGUUGUCCCUCCUGGUAAAUGGAUAACUGGCAGCUUCAACCUCACCAGCCAUUUCACUCUCCAUCUCCACAAGGAUGCAGUUCUUGUUGCUUCUCAGGAUGAGAGUGAAUGGCCGGUGAUUGAACCCCUUCCGUCUUACGGUCGAGGAAGGGACAACACAGAAGGUGGAAGAUUCAUCAGUCUGAUAUUUGGAACCAAUCUCACUGAUGUUGUAAUAACAGAUUCUUGCACUAAUACCCGAAUCGAGGACUGCUACAUUGUCUCUGGGGACGAUUGUAUAGCAGUAAAAAGCGGUUGGGAUGAGUAUGGAAUUGCUUUCAGGAUGCCCACGAAACAGCUUGUGAUUAGACGGCUGACGUGCAUUUCUCCAUUCAGUGCGGUGAUUGCACUUGGGAGUGAGAUGUCAGGUGGAAUCCAAGUUGUGAGGGCCGAGGACAUUGUUGCCAUCAACUCGGAGUCAGGAGUUCGAAUCAAGACUGCUGUGGGAAGAGGAGGAUUUGUGAAAGACAUAUACGUGAGAGGGAUGACUAUGAAAACUAUGAAAUGGGCAUUUUGGAUGACAGGAAACUACGGAUGCCAUGCAGAUAACGGCUACGAUCCAUAUGCUCUUCCUGUGAUCCAGAACAUAAAUCAUCAUGAGAUGGCUGCUGAGAAUGUGACAAUGGCAGCUGAGUUGGAGGGGAUUCCUGGUGAUCCGUUUACAGGGAUUUGCAAAUCGAAUGUUACGAUUACACUGGCAAAGAAUGUGAAGAAAUUACCGUGGAACUGCACUGAUGUUGCCAGGAUUUCAAGCCGCGUUGUUCCUCAGCCGUGUGAGGCUCUGGCCGACCAGGUUCCAGGCAGUGUUGAAGCAUGCAAUUUUCCAGAAGAGAGCCUGCCAAUUGAUAAUUUUCAAGUCCAGGUGUGCUCUUACAGGAGGAAGCCCUGGCGAUAAAUUGAA
Pyrus x bretschneideri (Chinese white pear) is the source of this 1182-nucleotide messenger RNA. Its product is annotated as probable polygalacturonase. The coding region runs from base 1 to 1176 and encodes 391 amino acids. Gene Ontology annotation, molecular function: polygalacturonase activity. Gene Ontology annotation, biological process: carbohydrate metabolic process. The transcript is spliced from 3 exons. Lineage: Eukaryota; Viridiplantae; Streptophyta; Magnoliopsida; Rosales; Rosaceae. The record is from RefSeq and is a predicted model, not a curated record.